Messenger RNA from Astyanax mexicanus (Mexican tetra), 522 nucleotides. RefSeq names its product ribosomal protein, large P2, like (gene rplp2b). Gene Ontology annotation, biological process: cytoplasmic translational elongation. The transcript has 5 exons. Lineage: Eukaryota; Metazoa; Chordata; Actinopteri; Characiformes; Acestrorhamphidae. Gene Ontology annotation, cellular component: cytosolic large ribosomal subunit; ribosome. The coding region runs from base 139 to 483 and encodes 114 amino acids. Gene Ontology annotation, molecular function: structural constituent of ribosome. The record is from RefSeq and is a predicted model, not a curated record.
AAGUCCGCCCUCUAUGUCAUUUAGACCAAUAGCAACUCUCUGCUUCGGCGUGACGUCAGCGUCAGUGCUGGUUUUCCCGGUUUCCGGUCCUCUGCUCUUCCUUUUCCGUUUGCUGGUGAUCGGUGUUGGAGUGCGAGAAUGCGUUACGUUGCUGCUUACCUGCUUGCCGCCCUUUCGGGCAAAGACAACCCCAGCUCCAAUGACAUCAAGAAGAUCCUGGAGAGCGUUGGUAUUGAGGUCGAUGAGACCCGCAUGGGCAAGGUUGUGUCUGAGCUCAACGGCAAGAAAGUGGAGGAUGUGAUUGCCCAAGGCUACGGUAAACUUGCCAGCGUGCCAUCCGGUGGUGCAGUGGCUGUGGCCAGCUCUGCUGCCCCUGCUGCUGGAGGAGCUGCAGCACCUGCAGCUGCAGAGGAGAAGAAGGAAGAGAAGAAGGAGGAGUCUGAGGAGUCCGAUGAUGACAUGGGAUUCGGACUGUUCGACUAAACUGUUUCUUGGGGCCAAAAUAAAAAACUGUUAAAAAUG